CCUUCUCUUUCUGCUCCCUUUUCAUUUUGCUCCCUAAUCAUCCAGACAGACCAGCUUGUGCCGCGCAGCCAGCCAGCCACAAGCAAUAGGUAUUCUCUCCACAUGUCUGUGCAGGUUUAUUUUUUAUUUAAUUAUAUAAUUAUCGUUAUAUAACAGUUAAGAGUCAAGACAUCUGCACGUUUGACCGAAAACAGCUUGACAUUUUACGGAAACCUCCAAGCUCCUCCAUUGUCCUGCUUUCCAGACGCAUCCUAACAGUAAUACCACCACAUCCACUACCACCCCCUCCACCACCACCGACACAUCACCACCACCACCACUGACACACCAACAUCACCCUUAUCAUGCUGGCAGUCUAGGCCUGUCUCCCAAGCUGUGUCCCACUCGAGACUGAGGCAGCUUCUCCCACGGAGCUCCACACCCCCAGGGGGACCACCACAGAGAUGGCUGAUUCCGACCCCUCGUCCCCCUCCGAUCCACCACAGCCUCUGAGCUCCCCCCGUACUCCCCUCUCCCUGUCCUUCCCCUUCCUCAGGCAGGGAAGUCGGGUGUGGGAAAGGGAGAGGAAACCCCCCUUGAUGCCAGGCGAGCUACCCAGCCCUCUGCCCACCAAACGCACCCGCACAUACUCAGCGACGGUGCGGGCCAGAUCAGGCCCAGUGUAUAAGGGCGUGUGCAGGACCUUCUACAGGUGCCAGGGUCAUGGCUUUAUAAAGCCCUCCAAUGGUGGAGAGGAUAUCUUUGUACACAUCUCUGAUAUCGAUGGAGAAUAUGUUCCGAUGGAAGGCGACGAGGUCACGUACAAAGUCUGUUCCAUCCCCCCCAAGAACCAGAAGAUGCAGGCGGUGGAGGUGAUCAUCACCCACCUGGCCCCAGGAACCAAGCAUGAGACCUGGUCUGGACAGAUCAUCAGCUCCUAGACCUCCACCUGCACCUUCAGAGAGGCGUUGUGGGGAAGAGUGGAGGGUGGGGUUGGGGAGGGAAGAGGGAGAAGUGGAGUCCAGGGUAGGGAGAGAAGGCAGGGAAGGAAGGAGCCUGGAGAGGUAAAGGGGAGGGAAGAGGGAGAAGUGGAGUCCAGGGUAGGGAGAGAAGGCAGGGAAGGAAGGAGCCUGGAGAGGUAAAGGGGAGGGAAGAGGGAGAAGUGGAGUCCAGGGUAGGGAGAGAAGGCAGGGAAGGAAGGAGCCUAGAGAGGUAAAGAGGAGGGAAGAGGGAGAAGUGGAGUCCAGGGUAGGGAGAGAAGGCAGGGAAGGAAGGAGCCUAGAGAGGUAAAGGGGAGGGAAGAGGGAGAAGUGGAGUCCAGGGUAGGGAGAGAAGGCAGGGAAGGAAGGAGCCUAGAGAGGUAAACGGGCAAAGGGAGCAGAGGAAGGAGUGAAUAAGUAAAGGGGUUGGAAUGUGGUAAAAGGCUUAAGAUGGUUUUACGUAGGUUUCAGUUGGAAUGUGAAUGAGGAAAAGUAAAAGAUUUAAUUUUAAGAAAAAAUAUCAAGGUUAACUUUGAUUUAAGAUUAAAGGUUGAUGGUUUAUUUAAGAUAAUUUAAAAUAGCAGGAGUCGAGUAAGUUUAAUAAAUCACUGUUGUAGGGAAAACGUGAAACAGAGCAUCAAACCUUCCUAAAUUGUAUUGUUUUUAUUCAUACUUUUGAUUGAUUGAUUGACUUAUUUAUUUUCCAUUUGUUAUGACAGGUGAGGUAGAUGUUGUUGAUCAGAUUAUUUAUAAAUGUGUGUUUUUGUGCAACACAAUUCACUCUGAUGAUAUUGCCCUGGUAACACCUACUCCUUCAGUCUAAUGUUGACCAAUGACCAUUUAUUCAUCUUUGUAACAGAGUUACUGAUGAUUACUAUAUGUGGUUCAAACCCCAUUUUUUAUCAUUAAAACCAAUGCUAUCCA
Messenger RNA from Oncorhynchus nerka (sockeye salmon), 1883 nucleotides. It is a transcript of the gene csdc2a, whose product is annotated as cold shock domain containing C2, RNA binding a. Gene Ontology annotation, cellular component: cytoplasm. Gene Ontology annotation, biological process: regulation of mRNA stability. Gene Ontology annotation, molecular function: mRNA 3'-UTR binding. The transcript has 4 exons. The record is from RefSeq and is a predicted model, not a curated record. NCBI's taxonomy places the organism in Eukaryota, Metazoa, Chordata, Actinopteri, Salmoniformes, Salmonidae. Bases 444 to 920 code for a protein of 158 amino acids.